CGGGCGUGUGGGGACGCCGGAGGGCGGGAGUCUCCGCGAGCAGCGCCGCGCACGGAGCAGGCGGCCGCUUGGGCUCGGCGCGGAGCCGGGAGCCCGGAGCCUGCAGCCGGCCGUCGCCUGCUCCUGUGCGCCGGGCGCCAGCCCCUGCCGCGCUGCCCGGCAGCCGGAGAGCGCGCCCCGCCAUGGAGCCCUCUCACAAAGACGCCGAGACGGCGGCGGCGGCCGCAGCGGUGGCGGCGGCGGACCCCCGGGGGGCGUCCUCGUCCAGCGGGGUGGUGGUGCAGGUCCGCGAAAAGAAGGGCCCCCUGCGCGCCGCCAUCCCCUACAUGCCCUUCCCCGUGGCCGUCAUCUGCCUCUUCCUCAACACUUUCGUGCCAGGACUGGGGACAUUCGUCUCGGCCUUCACCGUGCUGUGCGGGGCCCGCACCGACCUCCCAGACAGGCACGUGUGCUGCGUCUUCUGGCUGAACAUCGCGGCAGCCCUCAUCCAAGUGCUCACGGCCAUCGUCAUGGUGGGCUGGGUCAUGAGCAUCUUCUGGGGCAUGGACAUGGUCAUCCUCGCCAGCUACAAGGAGCAGGGCAUCCCACAGCAGCUGUGAGCCCGCGGGAACUGCUGGGGAGAUCCAGGGGGCCCAGUGAGGGCUGCAUCAAGCAGCUUUGGGCACACGGACCAUUACGUGUUCUCUUCUGCCAUUUUCUGGACUGGGGGUGGAAAGGGGGUAUUUUUAAAAAUAUUAUUUAUCUUGAAAACGCAUCUGCUUUUCUCAGCAGGUUGUGAGGGCUGCCAGUCCCUCCUGCUCCAGAAAGCACUGUGGGCGCAGGCACCAGAGCACCAGAGAGUGGGGUGGAGAUGAGAACGCCCACAGGGAAGCUGGAUGCUCCAGCAGGCUCCAACCCGCCUUGCCGUGCCCACUGUCCACUGCAAGGGCAUGCCACAGCUGCUGGGCCGGGCCACACCGGGCCCUGUCUCACAAAGGGUUCAGGACUGUGGUAGACCCGUCCUCUGGGACCCCACCCACCUCAAAAUCUAGCACCUCAAGUAUUUACUGUGUGGUCUCCUGAGGGCAGCACCAGGGUGGGGGUGAGGAUGGCCAGGCUCCACCCUAGUGUGGGCAUGCCCACUAUGCCCACAGCUGGCCUGAGGCCUCGGGGAGAAGACCAGUCUCACAGGUGUCUCCUGGGCGGCCUCCCUGACUGCACCCCUCGCCUCCUUGCCACUGAAAUCGAAGGGCUAGGUGUGUUGUGACCUGUGUUUUCUUGGGAAGGAGAGGAGUGGAUCCUUCCCUGCGGUGAAACUGCCAGAAUUACCAGACGUUUAUACACAAAAUUAUUAGACUGAAGUGGGAAUGGGCAAACUAGCAGGCUUUUACCCUAUACUUAACCGCAUUUCUGGCCCACACUCCUUUUUCUGAAGUCAUUGGGGCCAGAUGUGUCUCCGAGUUGAGAAAUUUCAGAUUUGAGAAAGGCAAUGUGAUCCGUUUAUUGAAACACUUUCUAACCUUCCAGCAGAGUGUGGGUCAUCCCGCCUGCUAUCAGGCACGUGACCAUUUCUGCAGAGAAACGUGACUAGUCCCAUCAAUUGGGAUCCAUACAAACUGUAAAUAGCCUCAGCUCACUUCAGUCUAAUUUUACCGCUAAGUAACUUAGGGAAAACUUACCAUUUGAGAGCUUUUGGGGUUUCAGAAUUGCAAAAAUAAUGGUAUGGGGUUGUAGACCUGGAUCUGAAAAUCCUACUUGUGGACGGAUGCGUUAGAGGGUGACAUUGUCGAUAUUACACAGGGACUCCUUCAGGUGCCGAGGGACCCCGGGCCUCUUUAAGAAGCACCUCUGGAAGUGAUUGAAAUAAGGCUAGAUGCCUAAUGGGGGCCUGGGGGUGGGGAGAGUCGAGCAGAAGUUGUCCAGGCUACUAUGGAUCAAGUAUCAAUCUGAAGUUAAGAGAAAGGAGAACCCAAAAUUAUACUAAGAGGAUGGACAUUUACACAUCUGUUUCAUUCCAUUUUCAUUCUAACACAGGAAACACUAACAAGUGGAGCUGGCCCGAAGUCUAGCUUCUGACUCCACUUGACGUAGGGCCAUUGGGCAUGACCGUCUUUGAAGGGCUUGUUUGUCUAUCAGAGACUCCGUCAGAACUCCAUGAAGGCAGGAGAAGGGAUUUUGCUGAAUGAAAGUGCUUGGGAAGUAGUGGCCACCGUGCUGGGGGUCCCAGCCCACCUACCCCAUCCACUGGCUUUCUAAUCACAGUCCUGCCUAAGCAGCAGGGCUGGAGCACCCUGCAGACUGGACAGCUCCCAACAUCCCUAGAGAAACAGAAGCCCCUGCAGCUACUCACCCACCCCGCCCCGACUUGACUCCCGGCCUGUCCUGCCCUGCGGCCCACCCCUUAGCAUGGAUCCCUUAGCUACUCUCCCUCUUCCAUCGCUGCCUGGGGCUGGGCUGCCAUGUUGGAACACCUGACAGUGUCUGUCGCAUCCUGUCCUUUCUUCUUACCAACCCCAAUCCAGGCCUUUUGCCUUCUUCUUUCCUGUCUGAAAGUCUGUGUCUUCAACGUAUGGGAUCAGAUUUGGUUUUCUCUAAAAAGCUAGAACCUUCUGCUGUGUGAAGCGGGCAUCCUCCAGGCUGGCUGCUCGCUGCUCUCGAGGAAGCUGCAUGAGAGCGGAGCCGCCCCUCUACUCAGAUAAAAUAGCUUCAGCUGCAGGAAGCCGCCCCCUCCCAUGCCUGCCAGCCCACAGCCCUUCACCCCACAUAGCCCCCACAGUUUGCCCGACUCCCCCUGAGUGAUGACAGGUCCUGGGGGGGCCGCCCCCACACAUAGGAGGGAGAAGCUUAGUUUCCCGGCUUGGGCUGGGGGUGGCUGCUGAGGGGGUGGAGCAGAGAUAGCAAUUUAUAUUGCAUGUUUAGUGACACAAUCCAGAUGCAGGUGGGACUUUCUUGAGUGGCAGGUGUCACCCUGAGUCCUAUGUGGGAUGGCUUAAUAGAGGGGUUUGUGUGUUUGUGUGCAUGGAGGGCCACUGCACCCCCAGAUCCUCCUCUCCCCUGAGGGCUGCGUCUCUAAACCUGGGAACACAUCAGCCUCAGGAGGAGGCCCUUUUCCGGGUAACUGAGGUGUGGGAGAAGCCAAGAGGCCCCUGCCUGUCUCCUGAAUGAGGCUGUGAGGGUUGCCACGUGGGUGGCACAAGUUCAAAAUAUCCCCCCGCCCCUCUAAAUUAGACCGCGGUCUCAGCACGAUCAUCUUCAGUAGAUAAGGGACGGUGGCUGAUUUACUCCAAGUAGUUCCAGCUGGCUCCUCAGACCAGGGCCAGAGUUAACGUCUCAAACAGCAGCCGGCUGAAAAUUGGGGUUCUCGUGCUGGCAAGUGCUUGGCUGACGCCCAACCCUUUGGUGACGAAGCUGGGCUUUGCCUCGGUAGUGCAGACAAGGCUGUUGGCUCAGAGGUUGCAGGGCAGGUUCACCAUUGGAAUUCAGUAGGAUGCGCCCUGGCUGUGUGUAUUUUGGGCAGGAAUCCCAGGUGUGCAGAGAACAUCAGAGGCAAUGAGAUGCUCCCAGGACCCAACUGUGACACUGGGAUCAGGGUGGCCAUUCCCUUGGGCCAGAGUGAGCCGUGGGUGGCCUGGGCAUGUCCCGCGGACGGCGGAGACUGUCGAUUUGGAUGUUGAGCUCCGAGUCAGUUUAAGAAGUGAGGACCUCAGGCGGGGAGGGCUAGGGCCCCAUGGGAGCAGCAGGAGUCUGAUGGCUCCUGGCUGUGGCCCCCCACCUGCCUGCCUAGCCUAGUAUCAGGGCUGCAGGGCAGAAGCUCUGCUGCUGGGGCACUCCCCAAUCUGCCACACCACUGGCCUUCCCAAGGUAAGGAGGAGGCGGGCAGCAUGGUCCCCAUCCUCAGCUGCCCCAGUCCCACACAUCCAGCCCCAGGGCUUUUUAGCUCCUGGGAGGGGAGAUACCUUUGUGAGUUUCAGAUGUCAGACCUGCAGCUCAGAGAGAGAGUAAGCCAUGUGCCCGUAAACACUCUGCUCUUAAGUGGCAGGACAGGCACGUGGCCAGGUUGGGUCACCCCCACAGCCUGUGCCAUCGACACACUCAUUACAGCACCUCCAGAAGAAGGGGAAUUCAGGCAUCCAGGGGCACGCCCUGGGGAGGGGUCCUCACCCCUCAGGAGUAAGAGGGUGAUUAUGUCACAUGUUUAGUGACACAAUCCCACCUGCAUCUGGAUUGUGUCACUAAACAUGUGACAUCGAUUGCCAUCUCUUCUCCAACCCCUCAGCAGUCACCCCCAGCCCAAGCCCGGAAAAUAAGCUUCUCCCUCCCAUGUGUGGGGGCAGCCCCCUCCUGAGACCUGUCAUCACUCAGGGGGUGUCUGGCAAAGCCUCCUGGGAAGGACAUGGGCGCCUCCACCCUGCCCUGCAAGGCUCUGGGUUCCCACCUGCCAUGCUCCCUCCUUUAGGCAGGCCCAAAAGAGUACCCCUUCCUGAGGGUGUCAGGGGAUGGUGGCAGAGAGAGAGCUGGGAUGAGGAGAGCUGGGAUGAGGAGAGAGAGAGCUGGGAUGAGGAGAGCUGGGAUGAGGAGAGAGAGAGCUGGGAUUGGUGCUUCCUCAUCCUGAUGCGCAGGACCAAGUCACCUGCUCUUCCAGCGCAGGGGGCUCCAGCCAUGCUGACAGCAGUAAGGAGGAACUGCAGAAAGAACAAAAGCCACAUGAUCAGCUUUUCUCCUGGAGGGCAAAGGGUCCCGACUCUCAAAAAGAAAAGUCAGGCACAGACCCCAACACCAAGUGGAAGGCAGUGCAAACCGGGGCUGAAACCCCAGGACCGGGGCAAAGGCCUUCCGAAGGCCCAAGGCUCUCGACCGGGAAGGGAAGCUGAGAGGCCCCUGGUCCUUCGGCACCAGGUGGCUCGUUAAAACACAAAACACCCCAAAGGCAAAAACCCUGAAGCAUGUUCUUUAGCUAACCCCUUCCCUGCCCAGACGCCUGCGAUUCUGAGAAUUGUUUUCGGUUUUGCCAGGGCCCAGCCACUCUCAGAGGGUGGAGCGCUGGGCCCCUCAGGGUCCCAUCCAGGCUCCCGGGCCCACUUUAGGCUUUAAUGACAUUGGCUGUUUCCUAUGGUGAAAGUGAUGUAGGCAAAGGAAGCAGGAGCAUUGCAUAAAUGCUUGGGGGUGUGUCAUUUAAAUGGAAGUUCUCCAGUUAGUGGCUGAAGGCAGAGAACUGCUAUUAUUCCUCCCUCUUUCUGGAUUUGUUGGAGGACUUUUAUCAGAGGGACUGGAGGUGGGCUGAGAAGACAGCGCUUCCUCUCUGGAGGGCUCACUGAGCAGCUAGGUAGUGGCCUCGGGCAGUCCUCGCCAGGGGACAGCUCCCUAUUUUGCAUUCAUUCACGCAGUCAGCACUCAGGGAGAGCUAAAGUGGGCCCAGCGGUCCUGUGCUUAGAAACGGAUGCUCUCACCUCCACACUCCUGCCGUCCCAGCCUCCACAGGUGAAGCUGCAGGGUGAGCAGAGGCAGGCGUGGGGUGCACUAUUCAAGGAUGGGGCUGGCCUCUCUCCCUCCAUAGAGCUCGGGGCACUGGGUUUGGGGAUGAGGUGCUAGCCUGGUCAGGGGAGGUGACUGGUCCUUCUGACCACCUUGGAACUUUAAAAUAAUCACAAAAAAGCUCAGCCUGAGCAGGAGGGUGCGAGGCUCAGGGGCCUGUGUUUUUCAUCAGUUUUCUUCCCGCAAGAUUCUUAGAGCUGGAUAUUCACAGGAUCACAGAGGCAUGGAAGUGGUCAGGCUCAGUCAUGCACCCACCCUAAAUUACAGGCCAGGCAGAGAGAGGAAGAAUCCCAACCAGAGGGACCCCAAAUGUCCCCCUAUGGCCUCGGAGUGAGUUCUGGCCCAAGUGCUGUGAUGACCACCGGCAUCUCUCCGACUGCUGCCACUUCAGUUUAAGUAUCUCUAGGUUGGGAGCAAAGGCGGGCUUAGGCAGCCAUCGCUUCCCCACAUCUGCCCAGGGCUUGCAGGGCCAGCACCAUCUGGGCAAGGGCUGCCUUCUCCUGCCCAGGCCUCACCUCCUUGCUGCUGGCAAUCCUGGAGCCAAGAUUCUUUCUAGCAGAACAGAAACACCGGCCCCAAUUCCCCUCUCCCUUCCUGAUGCUGCUGCCGGGGGCAGAAAGGUAUCUGUAGCCCACCCUUGUGUGUCCUGGGUUUCCAGUGCAAGCCAUCUGGAUUUGCAUUUAGCUGGGGAACUUUGGCCCCUAACCCCUCUCCCUCCCUGCCUGAAUUUGCCAAAAUGCCAACCAUCCAGGCAGGUGUGGAUGCCACAGUCCCCCCCCCACGUGGACAGAGACACACUCACAGCCCACAGCCCCUUCGGCUGCUGGGAAAGCAGGCCCCGGUCUGCCUGGAGCCUCAGGGUUGGGACUUUUCUCCAAAGGAGCCCACACCCCCUCUUCCGGGAUGGGCACUGGCUGGCUGCGAGUACCUUUUGCCCUCACCACAGCCCACCCUUGCCCCACCCACAUGCACCUGUUUCCUCUGUCUCCAGGGCCCCUGCCCUGUGGAUCUCUUCCAUGUACUCCUAGGGUGCGUGGGCUCAGCACCAAACCCGGCUGUGCCCAUUCUCCACGGCCCCAGCUUGGCGUCCUGUGGGAAGGUGAAGGUGGGCCUGCCCAGAGGAGAGGGGGCAGUGUGCCCACCCAUCUACCCCAGCACCGGAACCAGGGAGGAAAGAAUAGGGAGGGAGGUCCUCAUUCACCAUUUUCUGGGUUAGCACUUGAUUGGAUGUUUCAAGCAGGGGACAAGGUGAUGAUGGCUGUAGCAGGCUCCUCGUGGGCACUGUCACCCUGGAAGGCCUGAGCACCCAUGAGAACCUGUGCCCAGCCCUUUUCAUUGGCUAAGUUCCCUGCUGUUGGGUGUGGUGCCAGUUUUAUAAAAAACAACAUAUAUACAUAUAUAAAAACAAAGCAAC
Sapajus apella (tufted capuchin) is the source of this 6925-nucleotide messenger RNA. RefSeq names its product stum, mechanosensory transduction mediator homolog (gene STUM). NCBI's taxonomy places the organism in Eukaryota, Metazoa, Chordata, Mammalia, Primates, Cebidae. The record is from RefSeq and is a predicted model, not a curated record. The coding region runs from base 183 to 599 and encodes 138 amino acids. The transcript has 3 exons.